GAUUGCAAAGUGGCCCCGUCCCCGGAAGCACGUGGACAGGGCUUCCGGUUCUUCCUGAAGUGCCCUCUCCUCAAGGCUGAAUUGGUUCCAAGUAAAAUAAUUCCCCCCUUUUCUUUGGCCCCCUCAAGGGGGGAGGGGGAGAGCUUCUGCCAUGAUGGCAGAGUCCCCAGAGAUGGAGCUGCAGCAAGAAGUAUUGGAGGAGCUAGGGAUCUCCUUGGAUGAUCUCAAGCAGCUGAUUGACGAGGAGCUGGCGAAGUCGGAGCGCAUCACGCAGCGGAAGAAGCAACUGGAGGAAGUGGCAGAGAGAGUGAGGCAGAAGGAGGAGGAAGUGGCCCGUGUGGACGAUCUCCUUGACAAUGCUGUAAAGGCUGUGGAUGAAUGUGAAGUUCUAGUCAAGGACAUAUAUGCGAACAUGGGCCUGGAAUACCUGGAGACUGACUCGGAGGAAGAGGAUGCUGCAUCCAAGCCCAUGGAAGUGAUCGAGAUCCCUGAUGAGGAUGAUGACGACGUCAUGAGCAUCGGUUCAGCAGAUGGAAGUAACAAAAUGGCAAAGGAUCAGAGAUUGCUUCGGGAAGCCAUGGCUGCCAUGAGGAAGUCUGCGCAGGACGUUCAGAAAUUCAUGGACGCUGUGAACAAAAAGGAUGGCCUGGAUUCUUAUAGGGGAUCCCAGCAGGUGAGUCCCGGCUGCGAGCUCACCCACGAGGGAGACUUGUCCGUCGGAGACCGCGUCCUGGGGAAGAAGAGGACAAAGACCUGGCACAAGGGCACCCUGAUCGCCAUCCAGACUGUGGGCCCUGGGAAGAAAUACAAGGUGAAGUUUGACAACAAAGGGAAGAGCCUUCUCUCGGGGAACCACAUUGCCUACGACUACCAUCCUUCGGCCGACAAGCUCCAUGUUGGGAGUCGGGUGGUGGCUAAGUACAAGGACGGCAACCAGAUGUGGCUCUACGCCGGGAUCGUGGCCGAGACGCCCAACGUCAAGAACAAGAUGAGGUUCCUCAUCUUCUUCGAUGAUGGUUACGCCUCCUACGUCGUCCAGCCAGAGCUUUACCUGAUCUGCAGGCCUCUCAAGAAGCCGUGGGAGGACAUAGAAGACAUCUCAUGCCGGGAUUUCAUCGAGGAGUAUGUCACGGCGUACCCAAACCGGCCGAUGGUCUUGCUCAAGAGUGGCCAGCUGAUCAAAACUGAGUGGGAGGGGACCUGGUGGAAGUCCCGCGUGGAGGAAGUGGAUGGGAGCCUGGUCAAAAUCCUCUUCCUGGUAGGAUCUGCUAAGGACGACAAGCGCUGUGAAUGGAUCUACCGGGGAUCCACCCGCCUGGAGCCAAUGUUCAGCAUGAAGACCUCCACCGCUUCCACCCUGGAGAAAAAGCUAGGAGGGCAAAUGAGGACCCGCCCGAAUGUCGGGGCCGUCCGGAGCAAAGGGCCAGUCGUCCAGUACACGCACGACUUAACAGGGACCAGCUCACAGUUCAAGCCUGUGGAACCUCCUCCGCCAGUCACUGUUGUGAUGCCCCAGUCGGUUUCGCCCCUGUUCAUUGACGUGGAAAGCCUCGAGAGCCAGCUCGCUCAGGCCAAGAAGCAGCAGGUGGCGAAGAAGAGCACUUCGUUCUUGCGUCCCGGUUCGGUGGGGUCAGGGCCACCCUCCCCGACCUCCCCCAUCCUGAGCGAAACGCCUCCCGUGGGCAAGACGGGUGUGACCCAGCAGUUCCGGUUCUCGGGCGCCCAGCCCUCCAGCAGCCCCACCCCGCAGUUCUACGGCAUGAUGGACCGGGUGCCCAACGACCCCACCUACCGGGCGCCCGUGGAGAAGCUCUUCUAUCUGCCCCACGUCUGCAACUACACCUGCCUCUCCCGGAUGCGCCCCUUCCAGACCGACCAGCACCGCAGCCGGAACCCCCUCCUCGUCCCACUGCUGUACGACUUCCGCCGCAUGACAGCCCGCCGGCGGAUCAACCGCAAGACGGGCUUCCACGUCAUCUACAAGACGCCGUGCGGGCUGUGCCUGCGCAGCAUGGCGGAGGUGGAGCGCUACCUCUUCGAGACGAACUGCGACUUCCUCUUCCUGGAGAUGUUCUGCCUGGACCCCUACGUCCUGGUGGACCGCAAGUUCCAGCCCUACAAGCCCUUCUACUACAUCGCCGACAUCACCAAGGGCAAGGAGGACGUCCCCCUCUCCUGCGUCAACGAGAUUGACAACACCGCCCCGCCCCAGGUGGCCUACAGCAAGGAGCGCAUCCCUGGGAAGGGGGUCUACAUCAACACUGGCGCCGACUUCCUGGUGGGCUGCGACUGUGAGGACGGGUGCCGGGAUAAGUCCAAAUGCGCUUGCCACCAGCUCACGAUCCAAGCGACUGCCUGCACCCCGGGGGGCCAGACCAACCCAAACGCCGGCUUCCAGUACAAGAGACUAGAAGAGUGUCUCCCCACAGGCGUCUACGAGUGCAACAAGCGCUGCAAGUGCAAUCGGAACAUGUGCACGAACCGCCUGGUGCAACACGGCCUGCAAGUCCGGCUGCAGCUCUUCAAGACACAGAACAAGGGCUGGGGCAUCCGCUGCCUGGACGACAUCGCCAGGGGCUCCUUCGUCUGCAUCUACGCAGGGAAAAUCCUCACGGAUGACUUUGCUGACAAGGAGGGCUUGGAGAUGGGCGACGAGUACUUUGCUAACCUGGACCACAUCGAGAGCGUGGAGAACUCCAAGGAGGGCUACGAGAGUGAGGCCAAGUGCUCCUCGGACAGCAGUGGCGUCAACCUGAAGGACGAUGACGACGACAACUCGGGCUCUGAGGAGCAGGAGGAGUCCAACGAGGAGAGCUCGGACGACAACUUCUGCAAGGAUGAGGACUUCAACACCAGCUCGGUCUGGCGCAGCUACGCCACCCGGCGGCAGACGCGGGGCCAGCGGGAGAACGGCCUUUCCGAGACGGCCUCCAAGGACUCAGGCCUGGUGCGGCAGGCCAGCCGGCAGGCCAGCCACGACGAGGCCUCCCAGUGCAAGCCCCCCCUCUCAGAGGAGACCUCAAAAAACAAGGUGGCCUCGUGGCUCAGCUCCAACACCAUGGCCGAUGGCUUCCAGGACAACGACAGCCGCUCCUCGUUUCGUGUGCAUGAGGCGGGCGAGGCGAAGCCCACAAAGGCCGAGCCCCCAGACAGCGAGAAGGUGGCGCCCGGAGGCCGGGAGAAUUUUGGGCUGGAGGUGAAGAAGAAAGAGGAACCCGAAGACCACAGCAAACCUCUGUUGGCACCCAGUGCGGGCAGGUUGUAUGGUUACAAUCCAAACCCGCCGUUACCCGAAGGAGUCCGGAGGCCGGUCAGCAAGACGGCCUUGCUUCAGAGCCGGAGGCACACCGAGACCAGUCAGGUACCCGCAGGUGAUGUGCUGAUGCUCUCCAGCAGCACGGACAGCGAGGGGGACAACGGGCGCGGCACCUCAAGGCAAGCGCAGGGCAACGACAGCGACGACAUCCAGACCAUCUCCUCUGGGUCGGAAGAGGAGCCGGGGCAAGACGGCAAGAAGAGGCUGGGAGGGAGAAACGUGAAAAGGCAAGUGGCCGUCAAGUCAACCCGCGGCUUCGCCCUGAAGUCAACCCAUGGCAUUGCCAUCAAGUCGACCAACCUGGCAUCUGGGGAGAACGUGCCCAUCCGGAGGAACACGCGGCAGUUCUAUGACGGAGAGGAGUCCUGUUACAUCAUCGACGCCAAACUUGAAGGCAACUUGGGCCGCUAUCUCAAUCAUAGCUGCAGUCCUAACCUCUUUGUCCAGAACGUCUUUGUGGACACGCACGACCUCCGUUUCCCAUGGGUGGCCUUCUUCGCCAGCAAGAGGAUCAGAGCUGGCACCGAACUUACCUGGGACUAUAACUACGAAGUUGGCAGCGUGGAGGGCAAGGAACUUCUGUGCUGUUGUGGUGCAAUUGAAUGCCGUGGACGUUUGUUGUAAGAUUUUUUCUCCCGCUGCCCACCCACCCACCCAUUUUUAGGCAGGGGGGCAUAUUUCAUUUAUUUUUUUUAAUGAAUUUUUUAAAAGUGCUUUUCGGUCAGUGGACCCACCCUUACCCACUUCUCACACGUCUCGUUCUCUGUUUGGGGGCUCAAUCAUUUUUGGCCCCGCGUUGUCGGAUGCUGUUGAGGGCAUUGUUUUGUGUAUGGUGUUUUGCAGAGGACCCCCUCCUCCCCUCGUCGUCGUAAAGCAAUAAAACCAUGUUUACUCUUGAUUUUGAAAGACUGGUCUGCUUCUGAACCUUUUUUAAAAAAAGAAAAAGAAAGAAAAUAUAACGUGGGGCAGGACCAUGGAGGUUUUUAUGGGGAACGAUCUUUUUUGCUGAUCCAGGAUCAGGGCCCAAAUACGGCUCCCGUGGGGCUUUCCAUCUGACCCUUGGAAGGACGGGGAGAGCUCUCUGGGUUUAUCAAAAGAAAAGCUGGCUUUUCCCAGAGCGCGGUUUAAAUGACAGAAAGGUGGAGUGCCGUGCGUCUGGCGCAGUGGGCGUGUGUGCUUCGAGGCUAGUGGUUUAAGCAGCUGUGGUCCAGAUUCCUGCACUGCAGGGGGUUGGACUAGUCAAUCAUCGGGAUCCUUUCCAACUCUGCAAUCACCUGGACAUGCCAGGGAUCGAUGCAGCGAUGGCACCCUGAACGUGGAGGGCUUUCAACCAUUAAGACAAAUUCAUGGACAAUACUGUCUCCUUCGCUGCUGUCGGGAGGCAGUAAAUGCCUCUGAAUACUCCCAGUUUUAGGAGAAGAAAAGGCAAAGGACUAAACCAUGGGUCGGCAAACAAAGGCCCAUGGGCCGGAUCAGGCCCAGUUGCCUUCUGGAUCUGGCCCGUGGAUGGUCUGGGAAUCGCCAGCGCACGCGUUCUUUCCCUAUCCCUCACUUUCCCUCCCUCCCCCUGGCUUCUCCCCGCCCAGCCUAGAGAAAGGGGCUGGGCUAAACCCUACACAAAUGUGGAGUCUCUAAGGCUGCUUGUGGUCCUCCUUCCAGCAACCAAGCUGGUGUCAAAUGUCUUGCUCUGCUUUCCUUUGGACAACAUCAGUGAGGCCGAGGAGGAGGGGGUGUAUUGUCGUCUGGGGGCCCAGGACCGCCAUGCGCACUGCCCAGGUUUGCAUCCCAGAGAGGUCACUGGUGCUGCUAGCGUGGCGGUUUGGCUUCAUCCCCGGAGGCGCACUCCAUUGUCUCUUUGAGACAGGCAGGCGCCAGUGGCAGCAAUACCAGUUGCUGGGAAUCGCAUGUGAGUGUAGUUUUGCUGCUGUGUUCAGGUCCAGAUCGCGAGCUUCCCAUCGGGGCAUCUGGCUGGCCACAGGGCUCGUCUGGUGUUCUUACGGAGCCUCCUGGUCCAGAGGAAGUCUAUCUUGAUUUCUAAGUUCUCUUGGGAGAACAGCCCCGCUUUAGCCUGUCCUACUGUGGCUUCUUAUUGAAGCCGAGACCGGGGUGGGCGGGCAAAAGCUGGAUGUAUCCCACUGAAUUUGGUUCACUCCCAACAGGAGUAAUAAUAAUAAUAAUAUCUUUAUUACGGUCAUAGUGCAUGUUCUCCAUCGUAGGAGGUGGCCAUGGUUGGAGUUGCUCUUCCAAAAUAUCUAACGAAUGUAGAGGAGUGUUGGCUUCCCCAUACAGGUUGUGGAAAUGUUCCUGCCAGGUUGAUACUGUUAUGCAGGAUGAUAAAUGUGUUAUCUCCUGUGUUGGGUAGCCUGUGACUAGCCUCCAGAAUAAUGACGGGUUUUUGUGCUUGGUAGCCUCUAUUAGUUGUUGCCAGUGCCGCAUCAGGUCGGACCGUUUUUUCUUUGCCAAUAGUUUUUUGUAGCUUUUUUUUAUUUUCAUCAUAAGAUACUUUUUAUGCUCAGAGGGAUCUUCCCUGUGGUCAGUGAAAGCUUGAAUCAGUAACUUUUUUUUUCUCAAUGCAUUCUUUAUCGAACCAUCUCUUAGAGCGGAUCUUUUGUUGAGGCACAUAUAUGUAAGGUUUUACAAAUAAGUCUUGAAGUCUUGUUAUAAAGUGUUAGCAUAUUAGAUGUGUUUGUCGCCGUAUCUGAACAGCUCCUCAGAAUUAUUUCUGCCCAAUUUUCACUCUCUUUGGAGUUAAACCAAUUAGCUGCAAAGGCGUUCCUUUGGCCAUUCCACUUGACUUUUUUGUAACCAGCAUCGGUCGUUAAACUCGCCCGGUGUCUGGGUUGUAAUGGUGGAUGGCUUGGGGGUAGAGUACAAUGAAGGGUUAUUGGUAAAUGAUCACUUUCCGAUCUUGGGAUUACUCUAAACUCAUUGAUCAGGGUAAUCAGCUCUUGAGAGAUAACACAGUAGUCUAUAACAGAGAGCUUUUGCCCUGACCAGAAAGUAAAUUGUCCUGGGUAAUCACCUUGUGCUGAGCCGUUUAAAAUAUGUAGAUUUUGUCUAAUUGCCGUUUGUAUGAGAUGUAAACCUCCCAGAUUAGAGGUCUUAUCCAAAGACCUGAGAGGGAGUGGUGAGAUAAUUUCCGAAUCCAGUGGAAAGAGAUGGAAGUGCGUAAAGAGGUCUGCAUCACACUGACCUACCCUGGCAUUAAGGUCCCCUGCUAUUACUAUCAUUGCUGACGGGUAAAGGUUUCGACACAAUUCAAUAUAGGCUUCUACUUCUUUCCAUUGUUGUUCAACUUGUGCAUGUAAUCGGUUGGGAGGUAGAUAAAGAUUUAUACACAUCAGCCUAAAGCUGUGGAUGUCCAAGUAGACCGCCACCACCCAAUCUGCGUGGUACGGAAGCUGUGUAAUAUUUGCCUGUAUAUGCAUUGAAAUUAAUGAGGCACUACCCCCUUUUGGUCUUCCUCCUCUUUGGCUUGGUGACGCAUGUGUUACAUAGGAUUGGUAGUUUUCAAGUUGUAACUCUCCUAGUGACCAGGAUUCUUGGAUAAAAAUGAUGUCAUAAGUAAUUAGAAAGUCCAUGAGGAGGGGGUCUUUACUCUUUGAUCCCCAUCCUGCAAUGUUCCAGGAGAUAAGGGUCAAGUUAUGGUUUGGAAUAGUGGGUGUCGUGGUGGCUGGAGUAUCUCCAACCAUGUCCAUCGCAUGGUCGUAUGAUGAGACCACGAAUGGGCAUAUCAUUCUGGGAGGUACUGUAAGUGUGCUAUACGUUGUAUCUGUUUUUGGCGUAUCAACUGAUCUUGGCGAGUUGGUUUCCGCUGCAAUUGUGGAAUGAUUACUCAGUCCACUGUUUUGUUGACUAUGCUUCAGUGUGUGUCAUUCUCUCGUGUGGAUAGAAUCCAGUAGACCAUGUUUAUCUGUAAAAAUUGAACCAUUCCUCGUGCUUGGGGUCACUAAUUCAACUUGAUGCUUUUUGGUUUGGAGACUUGGUGUGGGGGUGGGGGUACCCAGUUCGUGAGGCGACAGAUAUAAGCAUUUUAACCAUUCUUCAUUGGUCAGAGGUUUUGAGGAGUUACUUGGAUAAUUAAAUUCUAACAGUGCUGUAGAGGCGAUGCUAGUUAUAAAGAUUUUAAUGGACAGCAGCCUUUUUAGAAGUGCAUUCUGCGAUUUUUGGAUUUGUUCCAGAGUAUCUUCCAAGGUAAGUACGUUCUCAUUAGGCAUAGUCAACAGGAGUAAAUCUUUCGCUUCUCCCGUCUCACCCCAACUGUUUUCCAAAGCAAUCCCAAAACAAAUGGCCACAUGCCCCCCCUGCAGGAUUGGCACUAGGAAUUGCUCCACUAAUUUAUGCUGGAAGUGUUUGCAAACACCGUUGUGCCAUUUAAAAGCACCCUUUGUUGUGUGAACUUUCCCAAAGGCAAUCCAAUCACCAGAAUUAUUUUUUUAACAGAAAUUUAUUAGUCUUAUUUAGGUUUUAAUAUAUUUUAACUUUUUUUUCUUUAAAAAAACUGCACAUUUUGGUCUGAAGAUAGGUUAAUGGUCCUUUCUGUAAAUCUCCCCCCCCCCCAAAAAAUGCCCUAAGGCUAGGCUAGGGAAAGAAUAAUUGCAAUUUGAUCCUACAGGUAGAGCAGCUAUUCUUCAAAACUUUCUCUGGAGUUUUUAUUCCAGCUGAAGCCAAAAGAUUUUUCUCAUUUUGGUGCUUGAAAAACCGUAUCUAAUAAAUUAAAACAAAAAUGAGCGUCUCCCCCUCUGGGAGUGUGAAAGGCAAGUAGACUACAGAAAAGUGGGUGUACCUCUGUGGGUGGUGCGUUUUUUUUUUAUAGGAUAAGAAAAGGAUCGUGGAAUUGGGGGCAAAAGGAAAGUAUUACAUUCCUAAGAGAAGGAAUGCAGGGGAAUAAAGUGAAGUAGUGUGCCUUGAAUUAAAUUCUCUGCAGGAGGAAGGUGGUGCAGUUUAGAGAAAGCUUUUUUUAAAAAAGA
Zootoca vivipara (common lizard) is the source of this 8286-nucleotide messenger RNA. RefSeq names its product SET domain bifurcated histone lysine methyltransferase 1 (gene SETDB1). Gene Ontology annotation, cellular component: nucleus. The record is from RefSeq and is a predicted model, not a curated record. Gene Ontology annotation, molecular function: DNA binding; zinc ion binding; protein binding. Lineage: Eukaryota; Metazoa; Chordata; Lepidosauria; Squamata; Lacertidae. Gene Ontology annotation, biological process: heterochromatin organization; negative regulation of gene expression.